This is a messenger RNA of Zootoca vivipara (common lizard), 5850 nucleotides long. It is a transcript of the gene PALB2, whose product is annotated as partner and localizer of BRCA2. Gene Ontology annotation, cellular component: nucleoplasm. Lineage: Eukaryota; Metazoa; Chordata; Lepidosauria; Squamata; Lacertidae. The record is from RefSeq and is a predicted model, not a curated record. Gene Ontology annotation, molecular function: DNA binding; protein binding. Gene Ontology annotation, biological process: double-strand break repair via homologous recombination.
CGCCGUUUCGCUGGUUCAGUAACUGCGCAGGCGCAGCUGGCGCGAGGUGCGUAGCGCGCAGAGAGCGGGAGAUAUGGAGCCUCCGCGGGGCCACUUCCCGGCCCUCAAUGCGCAGGAGAAGGCCCAGCUGAAAGCAAAGUUGGCCUUAUUGAAAAGAGAAUACAGCAAAACAUUCCACAGGUUACAGCGUGCUGAAAGAGCUGAAAAGGUGAACAACUAUGUCAAGAAAACGGUUGCAGAGAAAAACCUGUUGCUUAUGCAAGAGGAAGAUGAGGGGGAUCUUGCAGAUGGUGGCUGUUCAAAGAAGAGCACUGCAAAAUCUGCAUCAGUCACCUUCAAGCCUGAGGCCUUCAACCAAGAAGACAGCUUGCUAGGAAACUUGAGUUCUUCGUGUAGCAACCAAGACCGCAAAAGUGUUCUCUUUAGUCCUGUUCUUAAGAAAAACCAGAAAAGUUUGUCAAUAAGUAGAACCAAAGUGCAACAGAGAGCAUCUUUGGCUUUGGAGGAGAGAGAAGAAUCUACAUCGGAUGCACCUCUGAGAAAUGUGGGACCCCAGCCAGAGAGCUCCCAGGGCUCCAGGUCCCCAGUUUUCAACAGAAGUGACAGUUUAUGGACUGACCAGAGCAUCCCAGUGGCCUCCUCAGGGAACACAGCUGAAGAAGGACGAGGCAGCGAUGUUUCUCCUGUGUUGCUGCAUCUGGAAUGUUUACAGGAAACAUCUGGGCAAACCACCUUUCUUCAUGAUCCGUCGUGUGAAAGCCAGGAGUCUUCACCUGAGCAUCUUUGUGAGGAAGGCAAAUUUGAUAGCUCUGGAGGUCCAGCUGUCAAGAAUAUUGUGUCACCUGCAGACAUGCAGAAUGAAUCUCCACAGAUGGAGAAGGAGGCAGGCCGGUUUGCAGGCUUAGCUGUGACCAUUGAGGCUUCCCAGGGAGAUGCAACUUCCUCUCAAACACAUGGGGAUGGAAUGCAGCAAGAAGGCAGCCGAUGCCAGGAACCUCAGAAAUUGGAGCUCAGCGGCGGUGACGCUCCCACCAGCAAGCCCAGCGGAAAGGGUUUAGGGGAUCAGCUUGAAGAAGCUGGAUCUUCCCUCCUGGAUAGGGCUCCAGCCACACCUGCUAAGGAUGUGCUGAGCUCUUGCACAGUAGUUGAGGGGCUCCUGUUUCCUGUUGAGUAUUACGUAAGGACAACACGGCGAAUGUCCAGUCACCAGAGGGAGGUGAACUUGGCGGCCGUCAUUCAAACCCAGCUGGGCAAAAGUAGGAAAGGACAGAGAAUUGCAUGCAAGGAGAAGAGCACAGAUCCAGCCUCAUCAUCCUCCCAAGGGCUGAAAGAAAGUGGUGAGCAGAGGGAGGCUAUUCCUUUCCCAUUUCCUGAUUCUGGUGCCAGCCCUGGCACUUCUCCUCUUCAGUCUCUUUCUAAUGAGAGCACAUCUUCCAGCGGGGACCUAGUACAGAGCGAAGGCCUAGUGCAGUCCAGAAGAAAGAGAAGGCUGAGAAGGAGGUCUAAUCACAGGGCCUCAUCCUGCACAGUGGAGGACCCAGCAGAGAUCGUGGAGCUGACAAUUUCCAAGGCUGAUAGUUCUCUUGUGCCUAGUGAAGCUCAGGGAAGGAAAGAAAACCACCAUGGAAGAGACAAAGCCACAGUGCUUUACAUGACAGCUGGUGGCAGCGUGGAAUCCAAGCAGAGUGGCAGAAAAUGGCCAGCAGAAUCUGCACUUUCUGCUUCCACACACCCUGAGACUGUUUUAGAGACUGUCCAUGUCUCACAGGCGGUGAACUCAAAGGACAGUGUUCCCUCCAGCUUCAUGGGAAGCCUGGAAGAAAAUGACAAGACAUGUUGUCCUGACAGUGGGUCUCCUGAGCAGGCUGGGAAUCGGAAUAACGCGGGGGUCAAUUUGGCACAAGUGGAUAGAGUUGCCUUGCCUCACUAUGCAGCCCUAGUUGCCUCUGUGAAAUGCAAGCAGAGGGGAGCAUCCCGAGGUAGAAGGAGGGCCAGCCUGCCUGUGGAAUCUCAGGAUCCUGCCUCACUUUACCUCUCUGGGACAGGUUCCCCCAAAUUGUCCCUUCCUUUUCAUGGCAAGAGAAGUAAGCUGUCCAGUCUUGAAUGGCUGCCCUGUGGCUUAGAUCUCCAAGAAUUCCACCUACCUGAAGAUGAAUUUGGGCUCCUUAAACUGGAAAAGCUCAAAGCCUGUGCUGUAAAUCUGCCGGAGACUUUUGACACUGGCCAGUCAGCCAAGUGCCUCCAGGACACUAGUGGGGCUGGCUUUGAGAAAGAUUCAGCACUAGGAGAGAAUCCCAUUUCCCUGGAGAAAGAGCCACCCUUUCCAGUGGGCUCCCCUCAGAAAGCUCCUCUGUCAACUGAGUUGUUCCUCUCUCUAGCCCUGGAGGGUGCCAGCAGCCUCCCAGAGUCCCAGCUGCCUACCCCAGUUUUCCCCCGUCUGGGGGCAACCCCAGCCUCCCAGGCCUUGCCAGGCACACCUGGUGCAUUUGCUUUGCAAGCUCAUGCCAGCCCUGAGCCAGGGGACUCUGCAGGUAUUUCUGCCUUGCCCAGGAGCAGGCAAGAGGAAGAAGAGGGAGGUGGCGGAAGGAUGCCCUCAUGGUCACAAGGCCAAAGGGAAAAGAGCUGGAAGCCUGAUGAGGACAUAGCCAGCUUUGAAGAAGGGCAGCUAUCGGCUGGCGAGUCUGUUGAGUGUUACAAGGAAUCCCCCAAACAGGAAGAAAGAGCAGAGGAGCCUCUGAACAAAGUGGCUGUAGAAGACCCAGUGGAGGACAGCCAGAGAAAAGGGAGCUUGCAAAUGACCUCAACACUAAAGAGCUGCUCUGCCUCGUGCUUGGUGGACAUGGGCACCGUGUGGUGGGAGGCCGCUGACUUCACAGCACUGUGUGUUGUGACAGCUUGUGAGGCUUCCGUUUCCCUCUGGAGGCAUCUGGAGUCCGGCCACUGGGGCUCUGUGCACACAUGGCACUUUACAAAGGUUCCGGUCAUUCAGAUUGUCCCCCUGCCGGGUGUCCAGAGCCUUGUGUGUGUUGCAUUGGGAGGACUGGAGAUUUCGGAGAUCAGGUUCUUGUUUUAUUCUUCUGAAGAUGGCUGUGUUAAGCAACCCCUCGUCAAAACUGGAAACAUAAAUGCUGUUCUUGGACUAAAGAAUAGGAGGCUGGUCAGCAGUUGUGGGUCACUCCAAGACCAAGAAGUGGAAGUCCUCUCUUUCUCUGAGACAGGAAGGAGUAAAGAGAGGCAGGCUUUGAUGCCUCCUGAAGAGACUGUUUUGGCUUUUGCCGAAGUGGAUGGGAUGCAGGAGGCUUUAAUUGCCUUGACUACCACAGAUUGCUUGGUGGUCUGGAACUUGACAACUGGGCAGCUGCUGAGGAAGGUGCCUCUUGGUUUUUCCUACCCAGGAUCUGUGUGCCACAAGGUCUAUUCUGACUCGGGCCUCCUGUUCGUAGUUCUGAGCCACCCGCAUGCCAAGGAGAGCAAUUCAUGUGUGAACCCUGCCUUCCAGGUGGUUGUGCUCAACCCCAAGACAGCAAGGAGUGCCAGGCUGAUGUCCUUAUCCCUUCCCCUGGGAAUCACAGGAAGGUACUUGGAGGGCGAAGUGAAGGGUGCUUCUGCAGCAGCUGUGCUAACAUCUGGAAACAUUGCUGUCUGGGAUUUAUUUUGGGGGCAGUGCACGGCUCUGCUGCCCCCCGACUCUGAAGGGAGCUGGUCUCUCGCCAGGUGGUCUGUGACUGACACUUGUCUGCUGGCUGGGCAAAAAGAUGGCAGUGUUUACAUUUACAGUUACACAACAGCGUUGAGGGACUCGCUUGGUUAGAUGAGUUAAUUUGGACAAGAUUUCCUGCACUUGAACAUGUAAGGACUAGUGGAUCUGUUUCUCCAAAAAGUUGAAUGCUUUCAGGGAUAAACCAAUUUCAGAAGUGUUAUGAAGUGGCCCUAGGAGAAAGUUGUAUUCUGUUUAUUCUGGCGUUGCCAGUACAGUUGUGCCUGCUAGGGCCAAUGGUAGUUUUAUCCCAGAACAUCAGGUUGGUGAAGGCUGGUCUCAGGAAUUGAUAAUGGGCACAAUCCACUUUUUCUCUGCAUACCCCAAACAUUUUCUCUGCAUACCCCAAUGGGCUUUCCUGGGCACAGUAUUGUGCAAAAUCUAUUGUUCUUACUGUUCACCCUCUUGUGCAGGCUUUGAACUGUUAAAAACAUUUUCUGGAGUGUCCUAAAUGUAAUAUUAAAAUUUCUUUUUCAAAAAAUGUAUAAAGUUUUCUAGGUGAUGUGUUUAUUUCUAAACACUGGAUGUGAGGGACAGAAGCUAUAGACAGCCCCCUCCCAUCUUAAACACAAGCUCUUCGCCCAGCGCAAGUGGGAGCGGGGAGGGGGAUGUUUCUAGCGGGGAAUCAGGAAGUAGGAGCCCGGGCUCAGGCAAGGUAGCCGAGCCAAGGUGCCGCUUGGGAACGGAAGGAGGAAGCGGGGAAACUGCGGGAAGAAGACCGAUCCCAGCGACCCCGGAAUUGCGCAGGAAACGACGUGGGCGGAGAUUUAGUAUCCCCAGGCUACUUUGCUGGAGGAAAACACGGGAAUCUCCAUUCGGAGGUUCUGCACCAGACUGACAGCAUGUACAUAGCACUGUUUCAGCACUGUAAAUAGACUGCACUAAAUAAAAGGAUAAAAAUGCAGAGCUGUGAGGAGUCGUUACUCUAGAGUAGCCACCAGCGCCACUGUGACACUUAUAAAUUGCCUAAAAUUUUCCAAGUGCUGUAGGUGUAUCAUUGAAAGAUGAGACAGACCAUUCACCCAGCCUCACAAUGGUAAUAGACACAAUAGAAAAGGAAGAAGUAAUAGUCACAAAAGAAAAGGAAAAAGGAAUGGGGAGGGAAGAAGAAAGCAAGUGUUGGAGCAGCUAAUCCUUUACUGCCCAUUAUGAUGUCUCCCGCUCAAUAAUUACAGUAUCCUCCUGGGCUGCAGAGAAUGGUCUACAGAUAGCUGGCAUGAAAGUGGGAUGGAGUACAGUGCUACCUUGAUUCUCAAAUUUAAUCCAUUCUGGGAGUCUGUUCAACUCCCAAAAUGGUUUGAAAACCAAGGCGUGGCUUAUGAUUGGCUGUGGGAACUUCCCGCACUCAAUCGGAAGCCGCAUCGGACAUUCAGCUUGCUUUCAGGCCAAGGUAGCCGGCGUUUGCCUAUAGACAGCUUUCUGACUAAACCACAAGCCAGAGUGCACGGAAACACUAUUUAUCUUCCUGCUGCAGCGGUAUCUACCUGCACUGGCAUGCUUUCGAAUAGCUAGGUGGGCAGGAGCUGGGACAGAGCAACGGGAUAUCACCCUGUCAUACGGAUUCAAACCGCCAACCUUCUGAUCGGCAAGCCCAAGAGGCUCAGUGGUUUAGACCACAGCACCAUCCACGUCCCUUACCAGUAAGCAUGGCCAAUCACCAGGGAUGUUGAGAGUUGUAGUUCAGCAACCUCUGAAGUGUCAAAGGUUCCCCACACCUCUACAUUGAUCAGUGGGGGUGGGAGGCUUGUGUGUGUGUGCACAUGCACACAUGCACUAGAUAGCUACACCCUCUGCAGGCAUGUGUUCCCCAAAAGGGUUUCAUCCUGUCCAUGUGCCCUGGAGGCUGACUUUGCUAACUGGUGGCAGGGUUUUAGGUAGGAGUCUCCCAGGUCUUCCUGGAGAUGCCAGCCACAUAACAUGCCAAAAGGCCUAGAUUCAAAGCAGGCAUCCCCAAACUGCGGCCCUCCAGAUGUUUUGGCCUACAAAUCCCAUGAUCCCUAGCUAACAGGACCAGUGGUCAGGGAAGAUGGGAAUUGUAGUCCAAAACAUCUGGAGAUUGGGGAUGCCUGAUUCAAAGUAAGCGCUCUACUUCU